GUUAACUUCGGCAGUAGUGCUACCUCUAUAUUUCACGCACAGUCCCUAUUGCCGAUUCGCCUCCUUCUAUCUCGUCUUUAUAGUAAUCACUUAAAAGUAUUCAGUUUUUUUUUUUAAGAAUUCAAUCAACUAAUAAAGAUGUUAAAGUUGGACAUAUUCACGGGACAUAUUAUCGCCAUAAUUUUCUGAAACCUACAAACUUCAUAAAUCUGUCAAAACAAACAUUCUGUGCAAUCUCCAAUGUUAAUUAUUGUUAAUUUUUAAAAAGAUGGUCAUCGUUGCUUAAUCUAGAAAUUCAAAUACCAUUUCCCCUAGAAUGAUUCGUAUCGUAUCGAUUGCUGCACGAUGACUUGCGCAAUGCAACGUCCUGUCCUACAUCGAAUUUCUGUAUUUACUUCGAAGAUGUAAAACAAAAACCAACUGCUGUGAAGCGCAAAAACUAUGAGAAAGUGUUAAUUUCAAGAAAAUUAUUUAGUUCUGACUUAGACGCUGAUAUGGAACGAGAAUAAGUGUUGUGUUUACGAAUAGUUGUUAAGUUUUUUUAAUUUUACGUAUUGUUAAAACUUGAAAAUGGGUAAUUUACAAAGUGAACCUAAAUCGUCAAAAUCUAAGCUUAAAUCUAAAGUAAAACUAGGAGGUAAAAAGAAAGGAAAAGUUGAUGAAACUUUUACUUCUGUGGUACCCGAUGAAGAACCACCCACACCUGAAACCACGGAAAGAAUACACACCAUACCUACAUAUGAAAAACAAACUAAAUUGGAUUCGUCUCAAGCUCUUAACAAAAUUAAUCUAGAUAAUGAUCAGAACGUGAGUUCCGUAAAUAAAAUUAUUGAUAUCACUGACCAAAACAAAAUUGCCACACCUCAGUCUAGCUCAGAAUCGUAUUUUACCGAGCCUCAAACACCAGUGGGAUCUUCAACACAGAACGAAAAACCCACAACCUCCCCUGAGAACUUUUUACACAAUCUAACCUUAAACAGCUUCAAACUUAAUGAGUACAGAGCUAGACAUGAAGAGGAAAAAACUAAGAAAUUAAGCAAAUUAGGUGUAUCUAAGACUAGUCAAAUAAGCUUGGAUAAUGAUCCAAAUGAAUGCUUUGUGAGUGAUAAUGUCGAAAUUAUUAGUCAGAUUCACGAUGAGAGUUGGUGUUCGGAUUUUCCUUUGGAAAGGGAAGAUACAUUUAAUAAGAGGCCUCAAGCUUUGCUGGACGGUCAAAAUUUAGAUAUAAGUUUAAACUAUGGUGCAGCCGAAUAUAAACGGAAUAUGUCAGUUCCGCUCGACAUGUAUGAUGUUGAAGAUGGUUCAAAACUUAAAAAAGUUGGAUCUUUUUCUUUAAGUAGAACAGAAUUGGAAGCUAAAAUUUCAAAACCGAAAUUUGUUCCAGAAAAACUCGAUUUUCAACUUUACGAAAAAUUUGAAGGUCACAUGUUGGUGAACUGGUAUUUAUCUGAAUUUACUGGCAAAAACCAAAUUAGCAACCAAUUUAGUAACCAUGAUUUAAAAUUAUUAGCAGUGCAAUUCUGUACACAUCUUUUGGCUGCCGGAGUUUUAAAACAACUACCUGAUAAGGACGUUCCCAUGUACAACAUUUUUAAGCCAGAUUGUAUUUAUUUUUGGACACAUUCAGAAGUACCAGCGGCAGUUCCUCAAACUCCAGGCAGGAUUAGUAUGCUAUCUUGGCCACCUAUGUCGCCAUCAGAAAAUGUUAUUUCUCCAUGCGAAAACGAACACUUAACUACUCCUUCGCCAGAAUUCGAAAUUGUUCUGAAGCCGCAAGAAUUCACGAAUUCCGCUCGAGAUGUGGAAAUGUUGGCAUUGGAAGAAGAAAUACAAAGAUUGAAACAAGAAAUAGAAAAAUAUAAAACUUUGGUGGAAAUACAAACCCUUACGAAGAAUGCUGUGAUAGAUUUUAGUUCUCCCGUAGUGUCGCCGACCAAAGAAAAUAAAUACAAUGAAAACUCAUUAACGACCAGACAAAUAAAAUUAGAUGUCUCAACGCAAACAGAAUUUCGAGAAGUUCAAACUAAAGCUGAAACCGUCUCAAGAUCUACCUCAUGUGAAGAAUGUUAUACUAGAUUACUUAUAACAAGAGUAGAUGGAUCUACAUCUCCUGUAUCUUCUUCAAUGCUGGCUACACAUAUGUAUCCAUCUACAAUUCAUUCUCCUCCUAAACCACCACCACUACCACCUAUGACUCCUACGUCACCUAUUAUUGGUACACCACACCCUCCUUCAAUGACUUGUGUACCAUCUCCUCAACAAAUGCCUGGUGUGCCACCUCCUCCACCAAUGCCUAGUAUGCCACCACCUCCUCCACCAAUGCCUGAUAUUCCACACCCUCCACCAAUAAACGGUAUUCCACCUCCUCCUCCACCAAUGCCUGUUAUACCUCCCCCUUCUCAAAUUCCUGGUGUUCCACCUCCUCCCCCAAUGCCUGGUAUGCCACCUCCUCCCCCAAUGCCUGGUAUGCCACUCCCUCCACCAAUGCCUGGUAUACCAUUCCCUGUACUAGUGGCUCCAUCUGAAAAGUCCGGAAUGCCGCCACCACCUCCGAUGCCUGGUCAUUCAAGUGCUUCAGGUCCUGUGCCACUUCCAGCACCACCGGCAGGAGGAUGGGCAGCACAAAAAGCUGAGACCCCUACAGCUCCAUAUGUCUUAGCGCUAAAGAAGCCUCCAAUAAAUCCUAAAGUGCCAAUGAAACCCUUAUAUUGGACCAGAAUUGUAGCACCUGCUGAUCAAACCGACAGUCCUCAACCAUCCACCGCUCUGUGGAAGGAACUUAAUGAAAUUCCCAUCAACGAUAUUCCAGAUUUCACGGAAUUAUUUUCGAGACAAGUUAUAACCAAAAAGCCAACAAUAAAGAAGCAGCGACAAACGCUUAAAGCUACAGCUGUCAAGUUAUUAGACAGUAAAAGGUCGCAGAAUGUCGGAAUUCUAGCACAAAGCUUGAGAGCGGAUGUUCAAGAAAUUGAACAUGCUAUUUAUAACUGUGAUACGUCUGUUAUAGGUUUAGAAGCUCUUCACCAAAUUUAUGAAGUGAGAGCAACCGCUGAAGAACUGGAAAUAAUUAAAGCACACAUGGAAAACUCACCAAAUAUUCCAUUAGAUAAACCCGAACAGUUUUUGUAUGAAUUAUCAGAAAUAUCUAAUUUCGCAGAAAGGAUAUCAUGUCUCAUGUUUCAAGUAGAGUUUGAUGAUUCCAUAAAUACCAUAGGCCAUACUUUGACCAAUAUUAAGACUACAUGUGAUUUUUUAAUCAACAAUUUAGAACUAAAAGAAGUAAUGGCAAUAAUAUUAACUCUUGGUAAUUACAUGAACGGAGGAAACAUGUCGAGAGGUCAGGCAGAUGGUUUUGGACUAGAAAUUUUGUCAAAAUUAAAGGAUGUUAAAUCCAACGAUUCCAAAAUUACUCUACUCCAUUACGUCGUUAACGUUUAUAUGCGGAAAAUCAAAAAUCCUCUUGAUUCCACAAUACAACUGCCUGUCCCUGAACCAGGAGAUAUUAGAAGAGCUGCUUCAGUAAAUUUCGAUGAUCUUAGAACUGAUUUAAGAAAAUUACAGAAACAAUUAGAAGGGUGUGAGUGCAAAUCAAGAAAAAUUCUUGAAACAUCAACUGUAGAAAACGUACAACCAUUCAAGGAUAAAAUGACUGCAUUUUUAGAACAAUCAAAAAAGCAAAUGGCGACAGAAUGGGAAAACCUAGAGGAGUGCCACAAACAAUUCAUAGCUACUAUGAAAUUUUAUUUGUUUAAACCGAAAAAGGGACCUUUAGAGACUUUCUCCCCAGAUCUGUUCUUCGAACUGUGGUUGCCUUUUUGCGAUGAUUUUAAGAAUAUAUUUAAGAAGGAACUCAUUAGAUUAGAGAAAGAAAAAAUUCUAGAAAUUAGGAGAAAGGAAAAUGAAAGGGCGACAGAUGUUAAAAAAAUUAAAGAGAGAGAGAACGGACUGAAAGCCAAAAUAAAAAGAGUUAAACAGAAACUUCAAACUACUACGUGAUUAGUUUUUAUUUUAUAUGUUAUAUUUAUUUGUUUUCGAAUAUUUUAUUUGAGAGCAUUGUUGCGAUGUUUUAGAAGUUUAUAUUAAGGAAAUAAAUUUAUUUUUUUAAAACACUCUUUUAACUAUUUAACUACCUAACCGCCAAGAGAAGGAG
Messenger RNA from Psylliodes chrysocephalus, 4150 nucleotides. NCBI's taxonomy places the organism in Eukaryota, Metazoa, Arthropoda, Insecta, Coleoptera, Chrysomelidae. The record is from the annotation of a GenBank genome assembly.